Messenger RNA from Corvus hawaiiensis (hawaiian crow), 1054 nucleotides. RefSeq names its product centromere protein O (gene CENPO). NCBI's taxonomy places the organism in Eukaryota, Metazoa, Chordata, Aves, Passeriformes, Corvidae. Gene Ontology annotation, cellular component: Mis6-Sim4 complex; kinetochore. The record is from RefSeq and is a predicted model, not a curated record. The coding region runs from base 93 to 1001 and encodes 302 amino acids. The transcript is spliced from 6 exons.
CCACGGGAUUUCUUCCAUCUCUUUCCAGCCCCGGAUCCUUCGGGAUUCUCCCGCUCCGGGAUCACUCCCGGUGUUCCCAACAUUCCCAAGGGAUGGAUCCCGGCAAAGAAAAGCAGGAAUCUCCCUCCUCUCUUGGAGAGCGGGAAAAGAACGGGACGGAGGAUGGGAAAAGGGAAUUCCCACUGGGAAUGUUGGCCCACCUGGAAAUGCUGGAAUUCCGGGCGCACCGGGAAGCGGUGGAGCAGGAGGAGAAGGAAAGGCGGGAAGAGAAGUCGGCUUUCCUAAACUCCAAAAUCCGGGAAUUGCGGCUCCAGCGGGAUCAGCUCCGGGAAAAACUGGAGCUGCUGGAAAAGGCGCUUGGAAAAGAGGGAAUUCCCUCGGAUCCGGCUCUUCCCGACCCUCGGGAGGUGCUGGAGUGGAAAAUCAGGAAUCUCCGGGAGCUGCUCCAGGUUUUCCAGCUCACAGGGGUCAGCGGGAAGCUCUCCAAGCACGGCAUCUCCUUCUCCUUCCACACGGCCUUCGAGGGCUCCUUCCUGGAUCGCUUCCACCUGGAGCUGCUCGUGCGGCCGGAAUCCCGGGAAUUCCGCAUCCAGCGCCAUUCCAUCCCCCCCUUCAUCCCUCUGGAGCAGCUGGCCCGGAAAUUCCUGCCCUCGGAUCUCCGGGGAUUCCUGGAUGUCCUUUUCCAGCACCUCAACGCCUUCGUGGGGAGGAGGCACCAGCUGGAGCAAUUCCAGGAGCAGUUUUCCGAGUGGAUCCAAGGAAUUCCCCAUCGGAAUUCCCUGUGCAACCUCCUGAGCUUCCAGUACGGAAUUCCCGGGAAAAGCGGCGGCGCCUCCUUCCGGGCGCGGCUCCUCUACGCCGAUCCCUGCCGGAGCCUCCCUUCGGAAGUCGCCGUCUCCGGCUCCGCGGCGGCGGCGGCCUCGGCUCACGCGGAGCUGUUCCGGCGCCGGGCGCUGCCCCGAGCCUUCCGAGCCCUCGGAUCCGCGGAUUGGAGCUCCUGAGCGGCCGCCGGAAUUGCCGGAGAGGCGGAAAAGCCGGGAAUGGCCGGGGGCAG